AUGAAGCUAUCAGUUGUCGUGUCAAUAUUAGCAGCAUUUGACUGUAGCCAAGUUGCUGCUCACGGACGCAUGGUUCAGCCUAUGGCCAUGUUCGUUCCAAGCGUGGAUGUAACGUCGUAUUCGGCUACUAUCGACAGCUCGAAGCUAUUCCCUGGUGGAGUAUUCAACACUGACCCUCUUCUCAAUAUCAAGAACUUUUUCGAGUACUUCGAGAAGUCCAAGUACAAAACUUUGAAAGAACUCAUCGAGGACAAUCAAGUAGUGAUUUCGCCCGAUGCAACAGAAACCUGUGGCUUCACAAUUCCGGAUAAGGUCAGCUAUGGUGCACUCAACAAAACAGUGUACUGGGGCAGGAACGAUGAUCUCACUCUGGAUGAAGGAUUGAACCAUCCGGGACCGUGUGAAUCGUAUUGCGAUGGAAACCGAGUUCAGACCGAUAGGAACUGUCAGGUGACUUACAAGUCCGCCUCGGGCAAGGGAGCAUCUCCUAUACCGAUCGAUACUUCACUUUGCAAAACCGCCAAGCGCUAUACGUUCUACUGGAUUGCUAUGCACGGGCCUAUCUGGCAAAUUUACAUUAACUGCAUUAACAUCAACGGUGCAACUGAAGGUGCGGAGUACAGAUUCGAUACGAAGACCACCACUACAACUCCCUCGAAAACUAAGCCAGCGGUCACACCGUCCGCACCAUCCACACCGUCCACACCAUCCACACCGUCCACAUCGCCCGCACCAUCCACACCGUCGUCACCGUCUACACGGGCAACCCCAAAGACUUCAGACAAAACCACUGAGGACGCAUAUGAAGCUGAGGUGACGACUCCUGCAAGCACGAAACCUGUUCAUGACGCGGAAACUAGCGUCGAGCAAGGUGAGGUUGCCAAUGAAGUUCAUACAGGUGCGAAGUGUUCCCGUCGCCGCGGUUCGACGUAA
This is a messenger RNA of Peronospora belbahrii, 933 nucleotides long. The record is from the annotation of a GenBank genome assembly. Lineage: Eukaryota; Oomycota; Peronosporomycetes; Peronosporales; Peronosporaceae.